GCUAGAGGGCGGGGCCCGCGACAUUUUCUAGGCUAAGGCUGUUCGUCCAGGACAGAACUGGAAAAGAUCGGGACCCGCGGGUACUUAACUGAAAAGUCAGCCUCAUUGCUGCAACCAAACCAAAUGCCUUCUUCCACUUCUUCCAACCAAGGAGAUGACCAGGAAGCCUGUGUUUUAAAAUUUUCUGACUUGGAUUUAAAAGAUAGAAAUCUUACUCACCCAAGCAUCAAUCUCAAGGCAGAGUUAGAUGGCAUUACAAAAAAGAAAUAUUCAUUUGCAAAGAAAAAGGCCUUCGCCCUGUUUGUCAAAACCAAACAAAUUCCAGCCCUUCCUUUUGAAUGUAAAGAAAAAUGGUGGAAAUGUUGUCAGCAGCUAUUCAUGGACCCAGUCUGCAUCCACAGACAUGUGGCAACACAACAUGCUGAUGAAAUUUAUCACCAGACUGCUUCUGUUUUAAAGCAGAUGCCUAUGACAUUGAGUACCUCAAAGAGUCUUAGGUCUGCAGAGAGAAAGAACCUUCUGAAAGAGUACCUCACUCACAGUCAUGAAGUGUCUGCUUGGCUUCCUGAUAUAAGCUGCUUUAGCCCAGAUCAGCUGAUAAGUGGCCAGGACUGUAAGGAAGGAGAGGUGCUGCUUUUUUACUGCUACAGUGACCUGGAGGAUCCCCACUGGGUCUGUGCCUGGCAGACAGCUUUGUGUCAGCACCUGCACCUCACAGGCAAGGUUCGAAUUGCUACUGAAGGGAUCAAUGGGACAGUUGGUGGGAGCAAAUUGGCCACCAGACUUUAUGUGGAAGUCAUGCUUUCUUGCCCAUUAUUUAAAGAUUAUCUGUGUAAGGAUGAUUUUAAGACCAGCAAAGGAGGAGCUCACUGUUUUCCAGAAUUGCGUGUUGGUGUAUUUGAAGAAAUCGUGCCAAUGGGGAUCAGCCCCAAUAAGAUCUCCUACAAGAAGUCUGGAAUACAUUUAUGCCCAGCUGAAUUUCACAAAGAAGUAGAAAAGUUUUUAUCUCAGGCAAGUCAAGAACAAAGCGAUACUGUCCUACUGGAUUGCAGAAACUUCUACGAAAGCAAAAUAGGACGAUUCCAGGGCUGCUUAGCCCCAGACAUCAGGAAAUUCAGUUACUUCCCUAGCUAUGUUGACAAGAACCUAGAGCUGUUCAGAGAAAAGAGAGUGCUUAUGUACUGCACCGGGGGCAUCCGUUGUGAGCGUGGUUCAGCCUAUCUCAAAGCCCAGGGAGUGUGUAAGGAAGUGUUCCAGCUCAAGGGUGGUAUCCACAAAUACUUAGAAGAAUUUCCUGAUGGCUUUUACAAGGGGAAGUUAUUUGUUUUUGAUGAGCGUUAUGCCUUGUCCUACAACAGUGAUGUGGUAUCAGCAUGUUCAUACUGUGGAGCCCAGUGGGACCAGUAUAAACUCUGCUCUACUCUGCAGUGCCGCCAGCUCGUUUUGACCUGUCCUUCCUGUCAAGGACAAGGAUUCACAGCCUGUUGUGUCACAUGCCAAGACAAAGGAAGCAGACAGGCUUCAGGCCCUACCCAGGACAGCUUUAAAGAGGAAUGUGAGUGUACAGCCCGGCGGCCACGCAUUCCAAGGGAACUCUCCCUGUAAGUCUAGAGCCAGGGCCCACACUGUUAGUGAGGAUGGGCCUUUGUGUGAGUGGCACAGUCAGAAUUCCCCAAGCCUUCACAGAGGUUUGGGGCAACUGUGUAAAGGAAAAUGUCAGGGUCAAGGAAACAAAU
This is a messenger RNA of Fukomys damarensis (Damara mole-rat), 1736 nucleotides long. RefSeq names its product thiosulfate sulfurtransferase like domain containing 2 (gene Tstd2). The record is from RefSeq and is a predicted model, not a curated record. The transcript is spliced from 10 exons. NCBI's taxonomy places the organism in Eukaryota, Metazoa, Chordata, Mammalia, Rodentia, Bathyergidae. The coding region runs from base 124 to 1605 and encodes 493 amino acids.